Molecule: messenger RNA, 1269 nt
Organism: Neltuma alba
Lineage: Eukaryota; Viridiplantae; Streptophyta; Magnoliopsida; Fabales; Fabaceae
Exons: 4
Coding region: 1-1269 (422 amino acids)
Molecular function (GO): zinc ion binding
Source: RefSeq, a predicted model, not a curated record
AUGACUUUCUUAGACCUAAAUGAGCUCAGGAGCGCCAUAGACAGCUAUGCUAUUUCGAAAGGGGUGAAUAUCAAAAUUAUUAGAAGUGAGAAAAGGUUAUUAAAGGCAAUAUGUGAAGAGGGCUGCCCAUUCACCUUAUAUGCAUCGAGAGAUGGGAAUAAUGUGGGCUACAAGGUGAAGACAUUGUGCAAUGAGCACUGGUGUGGUAGGGUUUUCAAGAACCCUAGGGCAAGUGUGAAGUGGCUAGCCGAGCACUUCAAGGAGAAAAUACAGGAGAGACUUAAUUACAGCAUAUGUGAAAUGAAGAAUGAUGUUGAGCGUGAGUUGAAGGUCCACAUGAGCUUACAUAAGUGCAAGAGGGAAAAGAAGAGAAUAAUACAACACAUGGAUGGGAGCUUCGUAGAUGAAUUCUCCAAGUUAGAAGCUUACUACAAUGAACUGAAAGUGUCAGAUCCUGGGUCAGAUAUUAGUGUGGAGAUAAGUAACGAGGCUUUGGAACAAGGGAAAAGAGUUUUUAGAAGAAUGUAUUUGUGUUUUAAUGCAGCAAAGGUUGGUUGGAAAGUUGGGUGUAGACCAUUGAUUGGAGUUGAUGGAACAUUUCUGAAAGGUAAAGCUAGAGGGAUUCUGUUAACUGCUGUUGGUUUAGAUGCUAACGACUCAUUGUACCCGUUAGCAUUUGCUUUGGUUGAUAAAGAGAAUGGUGGAUUACAACAUGCUGUGACAGAGAUACUCUCAAAGGCCGAGCAUAGACUUUGUGCAAGGCAUAUUUAUGCUAAUUGGAGCAAAAGAAUGUUUGAUGGGAUAAGGGUUAAGAUGAUGGAAAAAUGGGCUGAGAGUAAGCAAAAUGUGAGGAAUUGGAAAGGCAACUAUAGUCCAAAAUGUCUGGACUUAUUUGAAGCAAAUAGGUUGUUGUCCUCUACGUGUAGAGUUUUUUUCAACGAGGAUGAGCAAUUUGAGGUGACUGAGGGACAAGAUAGGCACACGGUAUGUCUCACUAGGAAAGUGUGCACGUGCAGGGCAUGGGAUUUAACUGGAAUCCCAUGCCAACAUGCUAUUCAUGCUAUGUAUUAUUGUAAACUGGAGCCCCUCACCCAUAUCUCACGCUAUUACCACAAGGACACCUACAUUGCUAGCUAUAGGACAAAGUUUGCACUUGUGAGGGGCAAACAAUUCUGGGAUACAGAACAGUUUAUCCCUAUGCUACCACCACCUGAGCGCACAUUGUCUGGCCGACUAAGGAAAAAAAAAGAAUCAGGACAGAAGAAGUAA